Molecule: messenger RNA, 2204 nt
Organism: Trematomus bernacchii (emerald rockcod)
Lineage: Eukaryota; Metazoa; Chordata; Actinopteri; Perciformes; Nototheniidae
Product: E3 ubiquitin-protein ligase TRIM21-like
Exons: 10
Coding region: 113-1825 (570 amino acids)
Molecular function (GO): protein binding; zinc ion binding
Source: RefSeq, a predicted model, not a curated record
AACAGUGACUAAUCAAAAUCGUACAAAGGAGUGUCUGUGAGGAGAAGUGUUUAAACUUCUGCACGUAGCCGCUUUCUGCACUCUGCAUCUCUCUGGGAUCAGGACGAGCAACAUGACGCAAAUAGACACUAACAUGGCCCUCACACUUGAGGAGCAGUUCAAGUGCUGCAUCUGUCUGGACAUCUACACCAACCCCGCCUCCAUCCCAUGUGGACACAACUUCUGCCUGGACUGCAUCGAAGACUUCUGGGACACGAAGGACAAACCUGACUGUCCGCUGUGCAAGGAGACGUUCAGCACGCGUCCACAGCUCAGGAUCAACAGAGGAUACGCUGAAAUCAUUAAAUUCUUACAUAGGCCACAGAAGGAGGAUGAAGACGCUGCUAUGACACCAGAAAGCACGAAACAAUCCCUAAACCCACUUUCCGAGGCCGGCGAAAUCCCAUGUGACAUCUGCCAAGAAGACAAGUCGCCAUCGGUGAAGUCGUGCAACACUUGCCAGGUUUCUUACUGUGACGUUCACUUGGCUCCACACCUGAGAGACCCACUGUUACAGAGGCACCGGCUGAAGGACCCCACCCUCUUCUCCUCGAGUCAUCUCUGCAGGAUCCACAAGCAGCCGCUGACCAAGUUCUGCACCAAAGACCAGGCCCCCGUUUGUGAUAAAUGCACCGAGAAGGAGCACAAACACCACCAGACCGUGUGCAUGGAGCAGGAGCACAAGAGGGUCAAGACUUGUUUGGAGGACACAGAGUCCAGCAUCGAACAGAUGAUCCACGCCAGACAGAGAAAAAUGGAAGAGAUAACACAAUCAGGGCAUCUAAGCAAAAAUAUCACAGAGUGGGAGAAACAGAGCAGUUCUCAGGUCUGCAGCAUGAUGAUAGCCGUCAUCCAGAAACACCAAGCUGGGCUGGAGGAAGAGCUGGAAGAAAAGCAACAAGAAGCCGAAAAGAGAGCCGACGAGUUGAUCAAAGAGCUGGGGACGGAGAUAAAAGAUCUGCAGGCGAAAAGUGAAGAUCUGCAGAGGCUGGGUCGCUCUCAGAGCCCUCUCUACCUCCUGCAGAGUUUCCCGUCUGCAAGUCUACUCCCACCCACCAGAGAGUGGUCUGAGGUGAUUUUUCACUCAGAUAACUGCAUGGGGACGAUGACAAGAGCCGUGACCAAGCUUAUGGACGUCUGCAAGGAACUGGCGAAAAAACUGUCUGCAGAAGAAGCAGACAAGAUGAAUCAGUACGCAGUUGAUGUCACUCUCGAUCCUGAGACUGCUUCAGGCUGGCUGGUCCUGUCUCCAGACAAAAAGAAGGCGAGCGUCAUCAAGCAGAGGAAGAACACCCCAGACAAUCCUCAGCGUUUUAACCUCUGCGUCAGUGUUUUGGGGGAACAAAGCUUCACAUCGGGAAGACGCUACUGGGUUGUCCAGGUUGCAGAUAAAUCAGAGUGGGAUCUUGGAGUGGCGAGGGAGUCCAUCAACAGAAAGGGGACCAUCACGGUUCGUCCUGACACCGGUUACUGGGCGAUCUCUCUGCGAAAAGGCAGUGAUUUCAAAGCCUGUGCCGGACCCUCGGUCGCCCUGCACCUUCAGGAAACUCCCCGGAAGGUGGGCGUCUUCCUGGACUACGAGGAAGGGUCGGUGUCCUUCUACGACGCAGACGCAAAGACCCACAUUUACACUUUCAGCGAGUGUGACUUCACAGAGCCCCUGUACCCCUACUUUAACCCGUGUCUUCAAAAUGAAGGGAAGAACAUAGCCCCGUUGAUCAUCUGUCCUGUGGAAGCUGUUGAAGGAAUAGUCAGGGAAGACAUUACCAUUGAGACAGCUUUAUGAGGUGUUAUAGGAAAGGAUGAUAGUAAGUGAUGUCAAGAAAUUAGGUUUACAUAUAUAUAUUAUAUAUGAUUCUUUGUACUGUAAUAGUAUUUAACAGUAGCCUGCAACAGGCCAACAAUUAUUGAGUUUUUAUUUUUGUAUAUACUUUUACAGCCUCAACGAUGGCAGCGUGGUUUCUCACAAUUUCUUACAUAAUUAAUUGUUUUCUUUUCAUAGUUUAUCAUUUUGUAUCGUGUAAAUGUUACCAGACAAUUUAUUUUGAUUUAAAUAUUGUUGCAUGAACUGAGAAACAUUAUCCCAUAGACAAAAUGGGAAAUAACAUCUUGAGACACAAAUUGUGAAAUCCGAAAAUAAAUGUCGCAAAUCAAAAACUGUGAAA